Messenger RNA from Loxodonta africana (African savanna elephant), 3166 nucleotides. RefSeq names its product heterochromatin protein 1 binding protein 3 (gene HP1BP3). The record is from RefSeq and is a predicted model, not a curated record. The transcript has 13 exons. Gene Ontology annotation, molecular function: nucleosome binding; DNA binding. Lineage: Eukaryota; Metazoa; Chordata; Mammalia; Proboscidea; Elephantidae. Bases 471 to 2129 code for a protein of 552 amino acids. Gene Ontology annotation, biological process: heterochromatin organization; nucleosome assembly. Gene Ontology annotation, cellular component: nucleosome; chromosome; nucleus.
GCUCCGCCUCCCCUUCCCCUCACCCCUACGUCCUAACCCCCGGCCCCUCGCGUUGACACCUCCUCCGGGGCCUUCUAGCGCGCGCGCGCUCCCGCCCUUGUUUUGUUUAGAACUAGGGGAGGUGGGGGGAUUCUUCCCUUGCCUUAGGACCACGCGUCGCAACGCGCUUGCGCCGGCGUCUUUCCGCCUCGUCCUGAUUGGCUGAGAGCGUGCGCAUGCGCCCGAACCUGGCGUGUGCCCCGCCCUCCCCCUCAGCCCUUUAAGAGCUUCUCCCAGCCGGUUCGAAAGAUGCCGGCGGCGGUGAGUGGCUGUGACGGACCCGCCCCCCGGGUUCUCCGCCCCCGCCGCCGCCAUUACGGAGUUCCCAGUGGUUGACUCUUCACCACACUGAAACCAUUAGGAAAAAUCCUUGUGGUUAACAGCAGAGGCUUCAGAGUGUAACCUGUACUCGGGCCUAGAAAUAAUUUUAAAUGGCGACUGAUACGUCUCAAGGUGAACUCGUCCAUCCUAAGGCACUCCCACUUAUAGUAGGAGCUCAGCUGAUCCACGCGGACAAGUUAGGUGAGAAGGUAGAAGAUAGCAACAUGCCGAUUCGUCGAGCUGUGAACUCUACCCGGGAAACUCCUCCCAAACGCAAGCUUGCUAGUGGGGAGGAAGAAAAACCAGAGCCAGACGUAAGUUCUGAGGAGUCUGCCUCCACUGUAGAAGAACAGGAGAAUGAAACUCCACCUGCUACGUCUAGUGAGACUGAACAGCCGAAGGGGGAACCUGAGAGUGAGGAGAAGGAAGAAAACAAGUCUUCUGAGGAAGCCAAAAAAGAUGAGAAAGAUCAGUCUAAAGAAAAGGAGAAGAAAGUGAAAAAAACAAUACCUUCCUGGGCUACCCUUUCUGCCAGCCAGCUAGCCAGGGCUCAGAAACAAACGCCGAUGGCUUCCUCCCCACGUCCCAAGAUGGAUGCGAUCCUAACUGAGGCCAUUAAGGCGUGCUUCCAGAAGAGUGGUGCAUCAGUGGUUGCUAUUCGAAAAUAUAUCAUCCAUAAGUACCCUUCUCUGGAGCUGGAGAGAAGGGGCUAUCUCCUUAAACAAGCACUGAAAAGAGAAUUAAAUAGAGGUGUCAUCAAACAGGUAAAAGGAAAAGGUGCUUCUGGGAGUUUUGUUGUAGUUCAGAAAUCAAGAAGAACACCGCAGAAAGCCAGAAACAGAAAGAAGACUCCUGCAGUGGAUCCAGAACCGCAAGUAAAAUUGGAGGAUAUCCUCCCUCUGGCCUUCACGCGCCUUUGUGAACCUAAAGAAGCUUCCUACAGUCUCAUCAGGAAAUAUGUGUCUCAGUAUUAUCCUAAACUUAGAGUGGACAUCAGGCCUCAGCUGUUGAAGAAUGCUCUGCAGAAAGCAGUAGAGAGAGGCCAGUUAGAACAAAUAACUGGCAAAGGUGCUUCGGGGACAUUUCAGCUGAAGAAAUCAGGGGAGAAACCCCUGCUUGGUGGAAGCCUGAUGGAAUAUGCAAUCUUGUCUGCCAUUGCUGCUAUGAAUGAGCCGAAGACCUGCUCCACCACUGCUCUGAAGAAGUAUGUCUUGGAGAACCACCCAGGGACCAAUUCUAACUAUCAAAUGCAUCUGUUGAAGAAAACACUGCAGAAAUGUGAAAAGAACGGAUGGAUGGAACAGAUCUCUGGUAAAGGAUUCAGUGGCACCUUCCAGCUCUCUUUUCCAUAUUACCCCAGCCCAGGAGUUCUGUUUCCAAAGAAAGAGCCAGAGGAUUCUAGAGAUGAGGACGAAGAUGAAGAUGAUUCAUCAGAAGAAGACUCUGAGGAUGAAGAACCACCUCCUAAGAGAAGGUUACAGAAGAAAACCCCAGCCAAGUCCUCAGGGAAGACAGCAUCCAUGAAGCAAAGAGGGUCCAAACCCACAGUUAAAGUUCCUGCUGCCCAGAAGGGGAAAGCUAGGUCCCUGCCCAAGAAAGCCCCUCCCAAGGCCAAAACUUCUGCCAAGAAAGCCAGACCCUCACCCUUGGUCAUCAAGAAACCUAGUGGUAGCUCUUCAAAGAAGCCAGCAGCCAGUGUGAGAAAGGAGGUGAAAUUGCCUGGCAAGGGCAAAUCCACCAUGAAGAAGUCUUUCAAAGCAAAAAAGUAAAUGUAUAGGAAAAGAGGGUAUCAUGGUUAAAUUCAGAAUCUUAUUUUCUAAGGUCAGUGUGCAUUUGUUUUAGUUUUGAUGCUUAUAAAAUUACAUUUUUUUUCUCCCCUAUGGACAUUGUGGGGAGGGAAUAUAAAUAAAUCCGCUUAGGCAUUUGUUAGCUUUAGGUGCUGUUCUUGGUGCCUGCCCCUCCCCUCAGCCAUUUUAAUUUCUGCAAUAAUCCUGGACUUUCCCAAACUAUACUUGUCCUUCUUCCUCCCCCUACCCUAUCCCUCUUUCCUUUUUUUAUGGUCAGCUUUGGCUUUUUUUCCCUCCCCCUUACGGUUUUAUCUAAACAGUUGCAAAGAUUUUUAUAUUUGUAGAAAGCAUCAAGAACAGGAUGCUGGUCAGGUGCUAGAAGUAAAGGAGGCAGUGCAGCCCUGACUAAAUUAUAAAGCCUCCUUCCUGGAGACUUCAGUUAUAGCUGUAGAAUUGAUCUUAUUUAUAAAACCACUCCACUAACUUCUUUUCUCCAACUGUAAACACAGAGACAGCUUUGGGCAUAAGCCAAAACCAUGGCCUCGUUAGAUUCCGAAGAUGUAGGACUACUCCUUGGGCCACGUUCACAUCGAUCGAUUUCCAGGUGGUGGUCUCUGGCCCAGGGCACUGCACUUGUUCCCUUAACAGCACGCACACGUUCUCGCCACCACUUGGCUUUUGACUGAAGGGGACUAUAGGACUAUAUUGAAUCUGAUUUCUGGUGUCACCUGUGUUACCAAAAAUCAAAACAUAAAAAAUCUUCUUGAUCAAAUGUUUAAAUAUAUUUUUUAAUAUUUGGAGCAUGAAUUGUCACUUCCUGUUUGCCUUUUUUAUAAGGAAAUGUUGGAGAAUUACAUUGUUGUAAUGUAGAGUUAAGUGGAAAACAUACAAUUUGCUAAAAUAAACUAGAUUCUAGAUUCAUCUGUGGAUUUUUUUUUUUCCCUCCUCUCUUUCCACAGCACUUUUGAUAUCAAGCAAGUGGCUUCCUUUUGAGAUUAAAAAAAGAAAAAAAAAAUUAA